Messenger RNA from Nycticebus coucang (slow loris), 446 nucleotides. RefSeq names its product cytochrome b-c1 complex subunit 6, mitochondrial-like. The transcript has 2 exons. The record is from RefSeq and is a predicted model, not a curated record. Bases 150 to 446 code for a protein of 98 amino acids. Gene Ontology annotation, biological process: mitochondrial electron transport, ubiquinol to cytochrome c. Lineage: Eukaryota; Metazoa; Chordata; Mammalia; Primates; Lorisidae.
CCAGCACUGCACUUAGCACGGGGCCAGGGCCUGCAUCACCGGCCUUCUGUAACCUGAGUUGAGGGAAAAAACUUUUCUCACCUUUUUGAUCCUGAACUGUAUUAGGUGCCGUAUUGCUACUCGUGUUGAAUCAAGAAUUGUAGCUGGACAUGGGUCUGGAGGACGAAAAAAACAUGCCGACCGGGUCCGGAGAUCCCAAGGAGGAGGAAGAAGAAGAGGAGGAAUUAGCGAUAGGACUGGCCUUCUGCACGGAUCCCUUAACAACAGUGAGAGAGCAGUGCGAGCAGCUGGAAAAAUGUGUAAAGGCUCGUGAGCGGCUAGAGCUCUGUGAUGAGCGUGUCUCCGCCAGAUCACAUACAGAAGAGGAUUGCACAGAGGAGCUCUUUGACUUCUUGCAUGCAAGGGACCACUGUGUGGCCCACAAAUUCUUCAACAGCCUGAAAUAA